Amphibalanus amphitrite is the source of this 2931-nucleotide messenger RNA. RefSeq lists its product as uncharacterized. NCBI's taxonomy places the organism in Eukaryota, Metazoa, Arthropoda, Thecostraca, Balanomorpha, Balanidae. The record is from RefSeq and is a predicted model, not a curated record. Gene Ontology annotation, molecular function: RNA-DNA hybrid ribonuclease activity; nucleic acid binding. The transcript has a single exon. The coding region runs from base 1 to 2931 and encodes 976 amino acids.
AUGAGGAGCGGAGACCGCGCGGCCAAGGAGCGAUGGGUGGCAGCGAAGCAGAGGGCAGCGUCGAUUGAGCGCCGUGUCUCCCAACAGCAGUUCAGGGACUUUGUGUCGAGCACCCUCAACAAACACCAGAACCUAGGACGCGUGCACAAAACGCUGAAGAAGUGGGAGGGCUCCACAGACGACCAACACAGAGCUGCCGAGACCAUGGAGGACAACGGACGCACCCUCGUGACGGACCGCGAGAAAGCCACAGCCUUCAACCGCACAUACGCCACCGUGUCCAAACAGGUGCGGAACCCGAAGGUAGACCGUGACGCCAAGAGAAGGCUGAAGGCGUCCAACGUCAGGACCUGCAACGAGUGCCGCGGGCAGAGAACGGGCUUCUGCUCUCCGUUCACUGAGGAGGAGCUGACGCGCCAGAUCUCCCAGGCGCAACUACAGAAGUCCCCGGGCCCAGACGACCUGUGCAAUGAGCACGUCAAGCACCUGGGUCCGAGAGCGCGCCUCGCCCUCCUCAGCCUCAUCAACGCAUCGUGGCAGACCGGCGUUGUCCCGCGUGAGUGGCGGCGCGCCGUCAUCGUGCCCAUCCCCAAGUCGGGCAAGGACCCGAGGAAAAUCGGCAGCUAUCGGCCCAUCGCGCUCACCUCACACAUCGCGAAGCUGGCCGGGCGGGUUAUUGCGACCCGACUCACCCACCUCGUCGCGGAACGACAGCUCGUCCCGCCCGAACAAGUCGGGUUCAGAGAGAAGCGCGGGGUCGAGGACGUCAUCGCCCGACUCACACAACAAGUCCAGGACGGGUGGCAGAAGAAGCCGUGCCCACCCUCCAAGAAGCAGGUUCCGGAUGGCGAGGCGGCCCAGAAGUAUGUGCUGGUAGCCUUUGACUUCGCUCGCGCGUACGACAAGGUGGACCACCGUCUCCUGAGAGCCCGCCUCGCAGAACUGGGGAUCCCGGCCUGCGCCAACACCUGGGUGUGGCACUUUCUGCGAGAUCGGAGAGCCUGUGUGGAGCUGAACGGCACGAGGAGCGAGGAACGGGUGUACCGAGCGAGACUGCCCCAGGGCAGUGUCCUCUCUCCGACCUUGUUUUUGUUGUGGUCGGCCCCACUCGCGUCAGCCCUCAGGCGUCUCCCAGGAACCACACCGUUCAUGUUCGCGGACGACACCUCGGCCCUGUGCUCGGGCAACACCAUCGCCGUGGCUCGGGAGCGGGCGCAGCUGGCGGCCACCUCGCUCGUCAGGUGGGCCCGCCGCAACAAGAUGGAGGUCGCGGGCGAGAAGACCCAGCUCCUCGUCCUCUCCCAGAACCCCCGAGACGCCGCCGAUUGCCACAUCCGCGUGGCGGGCCAGCUGGUGGAAGGGGGAGCCGAGCUGAAGUUACUGGGAGUGACUCUCGACAGGACGCUGGGCUUCGGCGCACACUGUAGGAGCCUCCGCCGGCGCGUCCGACCCCGCACCGCCCAACUACGACGCCUCACCGGCCGCAGCUGGGGACUCAAGGAGCAGCAGUUGCGCGCCGUGGCCAAUGGCUACGUGCGCGGCGCGCUGGAACAUGCGGCUGCUGCCUGGCUGCCGGCAACGUCAAAAACCAACGUGGAACUACUGGACCGGGAGAUGCGCGCCGCGGCCCGAGUGGUCACGGGCUGUAUCCGCUCGGCGCCCCAUCACGGCGUCAUGGCUGAAGCCGGGAUCCUCCCCGUAUCGGCCAGGCGCCCUGCGCUGGCGGCGCGCAUGAUGGCGAAGGCCGCCGCCCUGCCGCCGGAGGACCCCCUGCAUCAGCUCGCCAUGGAUGACCCACCGCGGCGGCUCAAGCUGAUCACCGGCUGGCGGGAGGUGGGCCGAGAAGUCCUGCGGGAGCUGCGGGUAGAGCUGCCAGUCGAGCCCCUGCUACCGAAGAGGCCACCGCCGUGGACACCGAGCGGACCCAUCACAUUCAACGUGGGGAUCGGCGCUCUUCCCGCAGGGGCCGCCAACUCGACCAAGAGGGAGGCGGCGCUGCAGCAUCUCGCGUCCCUGACACAGUGCGCCAUCUGGGCAUGGACCGAUGGCUCAGCGAGCGGUGGAGUGCUCCGAGGAGGGGCUGGCGCCCUGGUCAUCGGAGCGGACGACAGCCGCACCGAGCUUCGGAUCCCGGCGGGCACCCUCUGCUCAAGUUUUAGAGCAGAGAUGGUAGCCCUGCAGAAGACACUGGAGCACAUCAUCGAGAACGAGAGUGGCACGGAUCCGGUCAUCAUCUGCACGGACUCCAUGUCGGCCGUGGCCGCCCUGAGGGAGGGCCCGUCGGCCCAGCGGUCUGCCCGAGGAGCGACGGUGUGGCAGCUGUUGCGGGAGGCGUCAGCUGGGGACCGACCGGUCACCCUACAGUGGGUACCAUCCCACUGCGGGAUCCCGGGCAACGAGGCCGCCGACACACUGGCGAACGAGGCCGCGGCUCUGGCGCAGGAGGACGUUCCGCUCGACGUGGAGACCAUCUACCGAGCAGCGGUCCGUACCGCAAGAGACCGCGCCGCCAGGGAGAGGCCGUCCUACCCGGACCCGGAACACAAGGCCGCGACCGGCUGGUACCGUGAGCUGAUGGGCACAGGGUACCCACCGCCAAUCUCCAACAUGGACAGGACGAGCGCAAUCGACGUCCACCAGAUCCGAACUGGGCGAUGGAGCGGCUCCGCCCAGUUCCUCCACGAGAUAGGGAGGAACCCGUCCGUGGACUGCCCACAGUGCCGCAGUCUCGGCUGUAUCGCGGCCCGCUGCAGGCUCUGUGGAGAGGAAGCCGACACACCGAGACACAUCCUCCUGACAUGCCCGGGGAUGAUGGGGGUCCGCCUCCGGACCCAGGCCAUCGGCAACAUACUGCCGACCCCAGAGGAGGUUCGGCGCAGCGAUGCAGUGGCGGCCCUGGUGGCCGCCUUCAGGGCCCUCCAGAGCCACUAG